GGGAAAGGAUUCACUCAGUCAUCUCAACUGAAUGAACACCAGCGAGUUCACACUGAGAAGAUGCCGUUCACCUGCUCAGACUGUGGGAAGGGAUUCACUCACUCAUCUAAACUACAGAGACACCGGGGAGUUCACACCAGGGAGAAGCCAUUCACCUGCUCAGACUGUGGGAAGCGAUUCACUCACUCAUCUAAACUACAGAGACACCGGGGAGUUCACACCAGGGAGAAGCCAUUCACCUGCUCAGACUGUGGGAAGCGAUUCACUCACUCGGGCACACUGAAGAGACACCAACGAGUUCACACUGGGGAGAGACCACUCACCUGCUCUGAAUGUGGGAAGGAAUUCACUCACUCAUCCACCCUUGUGAAGCACUGCCGAAUUCACACUGGGGAGAAGCCGUUCACCUGCUCUAUGUGCGGGAAUGGAUUCGCGCAUUCAUCCACCCUUGUGACACACUCCAGAAUUCACACUGGUGAGAGGCCGUUCACCUGCUCUGAAUGUGGGAAGCGGUUCACCCGUUCAGCUCAACUGAUAGAACAUCAGCGAAUUCACACUGGGGAGAAACCGUUCAUCUGCUCUGAAUGUGGGAAGGGAUUCAUUCAGUCAUCUCAACUGAAGGUACAUCAGCGAAUUCACACUGGGGAGAAACCGUUCAUCUGCUCUGAAUGUGGGAAGGGAUUCAGUCGGUCAUCCAACCUUGUGAAGCACUACCAAGUUCACACUGGGGAGAAACCGUUCACUUGCUCUGAAUGCGGGAAGGGAUUUGCUGAGUUACCUGAUCUGAAGAAACAUCGUCGAGUUCACACUGGUGAGAGGCCGUUCACAUGCUCUGAAUGUGGGAAGGGAUUCACUCAGUCAUCCGCCCUUGUGACACACUACCGAAUUCACACUGGGGAGAAGCCGUUCACCUGCUCAGAUUGUGGGAAAGAAUUCACACGGUCAUUUGACUUAAAAGUACAUCAGCGAGUUCACACUGGGGAGAAACCGUUCACCUGCUCAGAUUGCGGGAAGGAAUUUGCUCGGUCAUCUCAACUGAAGGUACAUCAGCGAACUCACACUGGGGAGAGGCCAUUCAACAGCUCUGAAUGUGGAAGGAAUUCACCCAGUCAUCCAGCCUUGUGAGGCACUGCUGAAUUUACAUGAGGGAGAGAUGGUUCACUUGUUCAGAUUGUGGGAGGAGAUUCACUCAGUUAUUUGACUUUAAAGUACAUCAGCAAAUUCACACUGGGGAAGGCCACUCAUCUGUUCUGAAUGUGGGAAACGAUUCACUCAGACAUCUCAACUGAAUAAACAUCAGUGAGUUCACACUGGGGAGAAGCCGUUCAUCUGUUCUGACUGUGGGAAUGAAUUCACACAUUCAUCUCACCUACCGACAGACCAGACUGUUUUCAGCAGUGAGAGGACGUUGACCUGCUCAGACUGUGGGAAGGCAUUCACACACUCAUCCACACUGCAGAGACAGUGGCGGGUUCACACUGUGGUGAUGGUGGUCACCUGCUCUGAAUGUGGGAUGGGUUUCAAUCAGUCACUCAUCCUUGUUUCACCCUGCUGGGCUUUGACCCAUCGUUAAUCGGAGAGAUCAGAAGCUUGAGAGGACGUAAUUCCCUCGGGUUCGCCGAUCGAGUAAUAAAGGCAAUGGUUCAGGGCAGGUUAUUUUUGAGCUUUCACCAGUGGCCAAUCAAGAUUCAGGAUUGAUUAUCAAGAAGAUCUUAAAAUUGGGCAGGAGCAAGUGGAGCGGCCAGUGUUGGAGUGGGCAGAGUCAGAGCGGAGACUUUGAGGCUUUACCUCUUUGAUGUUUAAGUCAGGAGAACAUUCUGUCAGAGAAGACAAAAUUAUGCUGGAGCUUGAAUUUUUUUGCCCCCUUCUUUACAUUUGCUCAGUUAGAGCAGUAGAGAUACCAGGCAGGAUAGCGGGAAGCUCCUCUUGCGGGAUGUGGGAAGGCAGGGGACCCUCCUGUGUCCCUGAUAACUACACCUGUGAGAAGGGCAUCCAGCUGCAGCUCCGAACAGUCCAUGUUAAGGUGGAACUGGAUGAACUCCAGAUCAUUCGGGAGGCUGAAUAGGUGAUAGGCAGGACAUAUAGAGAGGUAGAUGCACCCAACCCCGAACGGGGGCCCCGAACGUCGGCGACCGAUGGUGGAAGAAGGACGACUGAGUGAGCUCCACCUUCUGUGCACAGACUGUUUACUAAGACUUGGGCCCCUUUUCUUUUAUGUUUUGUUUCUCUACUAACCAUAUCGUCAAAGUAAGGGUUAUAAA
This is a messenger RNA of Mobula hypostoma (lesser devil ray), 2261 nucleotides long. Its product is annotated as gastrula zinc finger protein XlCGF17.1-like. Gene Ontology annotation, cellular component: nucleus. Gene Ontology annotation, molecular function: DNA-binding transcription factor activity, RNA polymerase II-specific; RNA polymerase II cis-regulatory region sequence-specific DNA binding. NCBI's taxonomy places the organism in Eukaryota, Metazoa, Chordata, Chondrichthyes, Myliobatiformes, Myliobatidae. The annotation marks the transcript as partial. The transcript has a single exon. Gene Ontology annotation, biological process: regulation of transcription by RNA polymerase II. The record is from RefSeq and is a predicted model, not a curated record.